AUGCAUAUUACACGUUUCCUUGCGCUAACGAGUCUCAAGACCUUGGCAAACUUCGCCGCUCCCGACCCGCCAAUCCUCGCAAUCGUUCAAUCUAAGAGCUCCUAUGUGUGGACUCCGAAUGUCCCUGCGGGUACAGUUGUGCGCUUACAAGCCAAUGAUAGCUCGGGGACAUUGGCGUCUACUAACACAUUUGUGAUACAAAAAGGAACGGACACCUCUUGUGUUAUCCUUCCCAGCUCUCAGUCGACGAUAUCCUCGACAAGUAGUUUGGGAGGAGCGGCACUUUCGCUUGCGUUGCGGCCAUCUUCUAGCCAACUGUCUUCUUCCAGCGCAUCCGAGUCAUCUGCGUCAACUAAAACAACCGGGAAAGCUACAGCCGCAAGAAACGACGGCCUUGCCAUCGCCGCCAUUGUAGUGCCCGUCUGCACUUUACUGGUCUUUCUAUUGAUUGGCUUACUGGUCCUCUUGAGGCGUAGAAGACGCCAGCUCAGACGCGGUGACAACUUGAAUCACUUCACAGAUCUCGAGAAUUCUGAAAACCCAUUUGAGUCACCGAUUUCGAGUCCAAGUGUGGCUCCCGGUGGUGGAUCGAUGUCCGAGAAAGAAAUGUACACUCUCAUCCGAGAGAUGCAGAACACCACAGUGACUGGAGGAAACGAGCGAAUCGCGGAGUUGCAGCGGCAGAUUGAAGACCUCAUGGCCGACAAUGCGAUGUUGAGCGGCGAGCUGCCUCCCGAUUACGAAAAUCACAUCUCAACUUUUUUUUAUCUCUUUGACCAUUCAAUGAGCAAAUCUUCAACUGCUACAGGGAAGAAUUCAAUAUCUUCAAAGUCAGCUUGGGCAAAGGGCCCACCGCAGACGGCAUCCGCACCCUCUCCUCGCUCACAAUCUCCCGCCCCUUCUCCCACUAGCAAUGGCCCACAACCAACACACUCGCGAAGAUCGAGCACACUUGGCCAAGGGGUUCCCAUAAAAGACGGCGUGAGCAUACCGGGCAAGAAUGUCGGGGCUGUAAAACAAGGUUCUGCAGUAACCUUUGGCUCCAUAGAUGACGCUUCUGCGCCCAUUUCAUCGUCGCCUGCCCCGCCAACCGCUCCCAUCAAAUCCGAGGUUGUAAAAUCUUUCGGCACCGUCCCCGCCGCUCAUGUCAACGGCAAACCGUCUAUAUCUAAGUCUAUAGGUGUAUCUUCAUCCUCAUCACCGACAACUUCGACCCCAGUUUCGGCCGUUCCGUCGACAUCGUCCUCGCCUGCACCAAAACUCAACAAGAUGGACGUUCGGGCGCUUUUCCAAAACCCUUCAACUCCCGCUCCCCCAUCUUCGCAACCCGAAACAUCUUCACCCUCAAUCCGAACAGCCUCCCUUCCUCAACCAUCCCAACCACCGCAGCCUCCAAACCCCUCCCAGUUUGGCACCCCCUUCUCCACCUUCGUACCCCGUCAGCAACAACAGCAACCACAAAAUGGCGGUGCAUCAGGCUCUCGUCCACCUCCUUCCCCCGUGUAUGGGCGACCGCCAAUACCCAACGGCAACGGGCCAAGACCACCAAAUGGCCCACAAGUGCCUAACUCGGCUAUGGGAAGCCCACGGCUAUCGCAGAACCCCCAGCCAGGAAUGCAAACUGGUAUGCCUCCUCAAAUGGCGCCGCCGAUGGGCUGGUCGGGAUACUACUAUGGGCCUCCAACUGGAUUGCCCAGUGACCAACCGGGAUAUAUGUACCAACCUAGCGGGUGGUAUAUGCCUGCGCCACAAAUGCCGCCCCAAGGUCAACCAAUGCAUCCGGCUCCUCAAAUGCCGCCACAACCAGGCAUGCCCAUGUCUCCCCGAACUCAUCCAAUCCCCCUUCACAGUGGUCCUGGCACUCCGACGCCCGCUCACGCUGUCCCCGUCCCUCCUCAUCAUGCGGCUCCGCCAUUAGCCCAGCAUUCAUCGUCUGGCAGUGUGACGGCAGUAUCUUCGCCUCCUCCAACUCCCUCCACCGCGCGUUUAAAUACUGGCGCCCCUACAUUUGUCCCUGGCGGUGCUGCCCCCCGACCAAAGUCCAAAAUUGUGCUGAAAAGUGCUGAUGGGACUGAAGUGAAGCUCGAAAGCUUGAAGCAGCAUGUGCAGCCCGCUGCGACACCCGCAACACCACCCACAUCGACUGUGCCAUUGGCAACCAAUAGUCCUGGACAUCAAAGUAGGAAGUCGGUGCAGAUCCGCAUGGAGAGCGAAGAGGCGCGUAAAAAACGAAUAGCUGCUGAUGAGGAGGCGAAAGAGAAGGCGGAGAAGGCAGAGAAGGACAAAGUCGCCAAGGCUAAGGCAGAAGCGGAGGAGAAGGAGAAGGAGCGACUGCGGAAAGAGAAGGCAGAGGCCGACAGGAAAAAGAAGGAGGAGGAAGACAAAAAGAGGAGGUUAGAGGAAGAAGAGCGCAAGAGGAAAGAGGAGGAAGAGGCCAAAGUUAAGGCGGAGAAGGAAGAAAAGGAACGCAAGGAAAAGGAGGAACUGGAGAGGAAAGCAGAAGAGGAGCGACAAAAGAAAUUGGAAGAAGAGGCCGCUGCCGAAGCCAAACUCAAAGAGUCAGCAACCAUCACGGAAGAGCCUGUUGAACUCGAGGAUGGUGAACUCCAAGAAGUCGAACCUAUCAGCGACAAAGACAAGGACUCGGGAGAAGCUACUCCAAUCAAAGACACGCCUCUUCGUAUCGACACAGCUCCUUCAACAGAGGGAGCGCGCCGUCGUCCAGGCCGCCUUGAUCUUAGCAGCACUCUCAAGACCAACAUUCCUUCCGCUCUCCCUUCUGCCCUCGCCACUGCUCGCAUCAUCGAAGAUCUCAGUCGCAUCACCUAUCCCGAGAAUAUUCAGAGCCCCAAGUUAGAACUCAAUGCCAACGCCAAAGAUGGCAAGUUCCGAUAUGAUCGUGAUUUCCUCCUUCAAUUCAUGUUGAUCUGCAAGGAGAAGCCCGACAAUCUUCCCCCACUCGACGCGAUCGGUAUUGGCCCAGCUGACCAAGCAGCUAUGACGAGAACAUCGUCAAGAGGAGGCACUCACCGACCCGGCCGGACAUCAUCAAUGUCUGGUCCCUCUGGUGGAAACACGACGCCGGGAUUCCCAUUCCCUGGCAAGGGUCCAGCGCCGUUUGGUGGCAGCAUGGGUCAUUUCCAAGGCGCGGGUACAAAGCUCACGAGCGAAGAACGAUUCGCUCUCGCCAACGGAAAUCGUGCAACCAGUGUCUCUGGUCUUGGUCAAUUCCGUCCUGCGCAAAUGCAACGGACCGCGAGUCAGCCUGGAGUGGGUUCUGCUCUUGGAAGCAAGCGGACACGGAGUAAGCGGGGUGAAACUCGCGACAAACACAACUCCACACAAGCACUCACACCAUUGGCGGGUAUCGAGAACGCUGCACCGCUAGCAAUAAGUGCCAACCGAUGGGAUCGUCGCGCUCUCAACCAGAUUGAUGCGGAUUCGCCAGAAGCCGUCGACCGUAAAGUCAAGAGUUUACUCAACAAACUGACGAUGGAGAAGUUCGAUUCGCUUUCGGACCAAAUCAUUCAGUGGGCGAACAAGUCGGAGAAGGAGAAGGACGGGAGGACACUCAUCCAAGUCAUUCGACUGGUGUUCGAGAAGGCGACGGAUGAGGCCACUUGGUCGGAGAUGUAUGCUCGUCUUUGCCGCAAGAUGAUGGAGCAAAUCAGCCCCAAGGUUCAGGAUGACGGUAUCAAGAAUGCCGAGGGCAAGCCCAUCGCUGGUGGCCAACUGUUCCGGAAGUAUCUCUUGAACCGCUGUCAAGAAGACUUCGAGCGUGGUUGGGUAGCAAAGGAGGCGACUGCCGCUGCCGCUGCUCUUAAGGCGACGGAGGACAAGGCCAAGGCUGCUGCUCAAGAGAAGAAAGACGAGGAGGGUGGAAACGGUGACUCGAACGAAGACCCAGUGCUCUAUUCAGAUGAGUACUACGCUGCGCAAAAGGCAAAGCGUCAGGGUCUCGGUUUGAUCAAGUUCAUCGGCGAGUUGUUCAAGCUCCAGAUGUUGACUGAGCGCAUCAUGCACGAGUGCGUGAAGAAGCUGCUCGGCAACGUCGAAAAUCCCGAAGAAGAGGAGAUUGAAAGUCUUUGCAAGCUUAUCUCUACUGUUGGUUCAUUGCUCGAUACGCAGAAGGCGCGAGCACAUAUGGACGUUUACUUCUCGAGGAUGAAGGAGCUCGCCAAGUCAAAGAGCGUCAGUUCGCGUAUGCAGUUCAUGUUACAGGACGUCAUUGAACUGCGAGAUCGCAAAUGGGCUGCCCGGUCAACACAAAUGGCAGCGCCGACUACGAUCCAAGGGGUCCACGACGCCGCGGCAAGAGAUGCGGCCAAGGCUGAGAAAGACUCAUACCAGCGGACGAUCAGUAUGUCUCGUGGUGGUUCACGGCGUGGUGCAGAGCGAGGCGACUUCCAAGGGCCAGGACCUGAUGGUUGGACCAAUGUUCAGAGCAGUGGCAGUGGACCGCGGCCUCCACCCAAGGCUGGUGACCUUUCGCAAUUCGGCAAGAUGGGCAGCAGUAGCAAGGCCGGUUUGCCGAUGACGCUUGGCCCGAGUAGCGUGUUCUCUGGGAGGAAGGAUAGCAAGCGCGAAUCACUGUCAAGGACCAGUUCUAACUCCAACAUGUCGAGUAGCAACAUGUUCUCGAUGCUCAGCCAAACCGAAUCCUCUCCAGAGUCAAAGGCACCUGAACCGACCCAACGCAAACGUCUCAUUCUGGCACCUCGUUCGAAACCAACGGAGGAAUCGGCAGCGACUCCUGCUGGGUCAGACGAGAGCGAAUCCGAGUCGGAGGGUGAGGCAGCGGUGGCAGAGAUGUCAGACGAAGCUGCCGACAGGAAAGUUGCUGAAGACUCGAAAGAGUUCUUUGCCAUUCGGAAUCUGGACGAGGCGGAAGCGUAUUUCUCUGCUCUUCCGCCAGCGCAUCACCCUCGGUUGGUGGAAAAAUUGGCUGGAUCGGCGCUGGAGGCCAAGGAGUCGGACGCGCAACUGGUGGCGGAUCUGUUUGGGCGGGCAUCCAGCAAGGAGCUUUGCUCGGCCGAGGCAUUCGAAGAAGGCCUUGCUCCUCUAGCCGAGAUUCUCGAAGACAUUGCCAUCGACGCGCCUAAAGCACCCAACUACUUCGCCCUAAUCAUGAAACUGGUGACGUUUGACGACGAAAGGCAGAAGAGGGUUGCAGAGAAGACUGGCGAUGCCGACAAGCUUCUUGCACUCAUCGCUGCUUCAUAG
Messenger RNA from Mycena indigotica, 5223 nucleotides. RefSeq names its product MI domain-containing protein. Bases 1 to 5223 code for a protein of 1740 amino acids. The record is from RefSeq and is a predicted model, not a curated record. The transcript has 16 exons. Gene Ontology annotation, molecular function: protein binding; mRNA binding; translation initiation factor activity. NCBI's taxonomy places the organism in Eukaryota, Fungi, Basidiomycota, Agaricomycetes, Agaricales, Mycenaceae. Gene Ontology annotation, cellular component: eukaryotic translation initiation factor 4F complex.